AUGGGACUUGCCACGAUUGUGCGCGCCGUGGCGGCGUCAUUUCAUUCUGAAGUUAUCCCUGCCUCAUUACAGUUGAUGUUUACUUGCGCGUCCCAGACAAACAGAUACUCAUGGCUCAUAGAUCAAUAUCCAGCAGGCAAUGGCUCUGAGCUAUCCUUCUACUCCUACGCGUGUGAUGCAUGUGUUCCUUCAAUUCAAACCUCACUGAACUGCUUCCUCAACUACUCAAUAGAAGAACCUCUGAUACAGGCUGUAUCUCAAUAUAGCCGCUACUGUAAAGCCUUCACUGGCUCACAGAUAUCAGAAGAAGAAUACUAUUCCAUUUGGCAAAAUGCUACUGGUAUUUUACGCGAUGUGAGAGAAAUUCCUGCGAAUGUAACUUUGACUGUGCCGGUUAUUCUUUCAGAUAAAGAUGUUCGUUCGACUUAUGAGCAAUUUCGAUAUGUGUAUUAUAAUUUCGUCGCCGCAUUUAAUUUUAGCGUUUUAAUUAAUGUGCUGGUGGCUCUCUUUAUUUUAUUCAUGUUCACGAUGCGCUUCUUCAACAUUAACAACAAAAUGACGAGAUAUAUUCGCUCAAAACUAAUAGUGCCUCCUGUUUUUGGCGUUUCUCAUCAUUCAGAAAGUAAUGUUUUACCAAAGUAUAGAGUCAUCUUACCGACCAGGGGUGAAACCCUGACACUCACGGUGUUCAUUAUAGUGAACAUUAUCCUUGCGGCUUAUAACUAUCCACUGCUGAAUAUAAGGGAAGAUAGCAAAUACACCUUUUUGUUAAGAUGUGUUGCUAAUAGAACUGGCGGUUUGUCGUUCGGCCUUAUACCGCUGAUGAUCAUCCUAGCCGGACGUAAUAGUAUUAUCCAACAAUUAACUGGAAUGCCUUACUCUAGCAUGAUCUUUUAUCAUAAGUGGGUUGCAAGAGCUAUGACGCUAUAUGGUUUUAUCCAUGGUACAUUGUGGAUAAUCUAUGCUCUUUCAGAUGGUCUAGCGGCCGUAUUUUUUUACUAUUUGAUAGAUUACGGGUAUUGGAGAUGGGGCAUGAUUAUUAUGCUCGCUUCAGUAUUUUUAGUUGUCCAUUCCUUAUAUGCUUUGAAAUCAUUCAUGUAUGAGACAUUCCUAGUUACCCACAUUGUAUUGGCUAUUAUUUUCCUGAUUGGGUGCUUGAAACAUUGCGCAGAUUUUGGAUGGCUAGGGUGGAUCUAUUUAGCAGGUAUAUGCUGGAUUGGUGAAAGAAUUAUGAGACUGUGGAGAGUAUAUUUCCUGUUUGGUGGCUAUAGAAACGCGUAUGCUAGAAUUAUUUCACUAGAUGAUGAAAUAUUCAAGAUCACUAUACCUGACAUUAAUUUCGAGAAAUUCAAGUUCUUUCCAGGAUGCUAUGGAUAUCUUUACGUGCAUCACAGAAAAUGGUUUUGGCAAUCGCAUCCAUUUACAUUAAUGAAAGCGACUAAUAACCUAGAGAUUACAAUUAAAGCCAAGCAAGGAUUCACAAAGGAGUUAUUCGAUUUACUACCUACCGAAGAAACCACGAUUCCCAUUCGAGUUGCCUUAGAAGGACCUUAUGGUCACCAAGCACCUAUUGAAUCGUACUCAGAACUUCUGAUCGUUUCUAGUGGAACUGGCAUCCCUGGUCCUAUUUCUUAUUUAGCAAAGGCGAUUGAGAAACCUAGCAGUAUGAAAUUUGUACAUUUUUUCUGGAUUGUUCCACAUGAAAGCUAUCUUGCAAUGGUGCAUGAUAAAUUGAACGAAUUGUUCUGCACAUCACUUGAUAAUCGCAAAACAGGUUUUUCUGUUCAUUUUUAUGUAACGAGACCCCGCUACCCUCAUCCAAUUCAACCUUUACCCUCUAAGAUAUCACUGCAUUAUGAAAAACCUAAUGUUAAAAUGAUCAUCAAUCAGUGCAUUGAAAAAACCCACGGCUCAAUGGCAGUUAUAUCAUGCGCAAACCCUCGACUAGAUGAUUUUGUAAGAUGCACUGUAGCGGAAGCUAUACCUAGCACGAAUCAUCGCGUGGAUUAUUAUGAUGAGCUUCAAGUCUGGUGA
Lachancea fermentati is the source of this 2034-nucleotide messenger RNA. Lineage: Eukaryota; Fungi; Ascomycota; Saccharomycetes; Saccharomycetales; Saccharomycetaceae. The record is from the annotation of a GenBank genome assembly.